Messenger RNA from Acanthoscelides obtectus, 327 nucleotides. NCBI's taxonomy places the organism in Eukaryota, Metazoa, Arthropoda, Insecta, Coleoptera, Chrysomelidae. The record is from the annotation of a GenBank genome assembly.
AUGAAGAUAUGUCUACGCUAUCUCGGUGACCCUGGAUAUCAACAAGGUAUUGGUCAGGAACUUGGUGUUAGUCCAGCAACGGUAUCUCGGACUGUGGAUAGAGUUGUGAACAGCAUAGUUGCCCAGUCGCACGAAUGGAUCAAGUUUCCAACUACCAACCAUCAACUGAUGGAGGCCAAGCGGAUUUUUCAAAGCAUGUAUAAAUUUCCAGCAAUUUGUGUAAUUGAUUUUACACAUAUACAAGUAGGAAUCCUGAACCCAAAUCGCCAUCGAGAUGAGUAUAUCAACCGAAAAGGGAAACCUACUUUGAAUGUGCAAGCCAUUUGA